Messenger RNA from Odocoileus virginianus texanus, 2397 nucleotides. NCBI's taxonomy places the organism in Eukaryota, Metazoa, Chordata, Mammalia, Artiodactyla, Cervidae. The record is from RefSeq and is a predicted model, not a curated record.
GGAGGGGUCCGGGGCGAAGCCAGACUAGGAGACUGACGGGGUAUUAGAGCAGGUUGGGUCGAAACCGGACCAAUGGACAGGCUGUGGGCGUGGCUGCUGGACCUGCCGGGGUAGAGCCGGAACGAGAAGGAUGAGGAGAUGAGCACAAAAGUCUACUUAGACCUGGAAUGGACUGACUACAGGCUCAGCUGGGACCCUGAGGAGCACGAGGGCAUCGAUUCACUCCGCAUCUCAGCGGAAUCCGUGUGGCUACCCGACGUGGUGCUCCUAAACAAUAACGACGGGAAUUUUGAUGUUGCUCUGGACAUCAGCGUCGUGGUGUCCUCCGACGGCUCCGUGCGCUGGCAGCCCCCGGGCAUCUAUCGCAGCAGUUGCAGCAUCCAGGUCACCUACUUCCCUUUUGACUGGCAGAACUGCACCAUGGUAUUCAGUUCCUAUAGCUAUGACAGCUCAGAGGUCAGCCUGCAAACUGGCUUGAGUCCUGAGGGACAGGAGCGGCAGGAAGUGUAUAUUCAUGAAGGGACCUUUAUUGAGAAUGGCCAAUGGGAGAUUAUCCACAAGCCUUCUCGGCUAAUCCAGCCUCCAGUGGAUCCUAGGGGAGGUGGGGAAGGACGACGUGAAGAAGUCACCUUCUACCUCAUUAUUCGCCGGAAGCCUCUCUUUUACCUGGUCAACGUCAUUGCCCCAUGCAUCCUCAUCACUCUCCUGGCCAUCUUCGUCUUCUACCUGCCACCGGAUGCAGGAGAGAAGAUGGGGCUCUCCAUCUUUGCCCUGUUGACCCUCACUGUGUUCCUGCUGCUGCUGGCAGACAAAGUACCUGAGACCUCCCUGUCUGUCCCCAUCAUUAUCAAGUACCUCAUGUUUACCAUGGUCCUCGUCACCUUCUCAGUCAUCCUUAGUGUUGUGGUCCUCAACUUGCACCAUCGCUCACCCCACACCCAUGAAAUGCCCCUUUGGGUUCGUCAGAUCUUCAUCCACAAACUCCCUCUGUACUUGGGUCUGAAGAGGCCCAAACCUGAGAGACAUCAGAUGCUGGAGCCACCUUCCAUAGCUCUCAGGGAUUCUCCAGGAAGUGGCUGGGGCCGGGGAACAGAUGAAUAUUUCAUCCGCAAGCCACCAAAUGAUUUUCUCUUCCCCAAACCCAACAGGUUCCAGCCUGAACUGUCUGCUCCGGACUUGCGGCGAUUUAUCGAUGGUCCAAACCGGGCUGUGGGUCUCCCUCCUGAGCUACGGGAGGUCGUUUCUUCGAUCAGCUACAUCGCUCGACAGCUGCAGGAACAGGAGGACCAUGACGCGCUGAAGGAGGACUGGCAAUUUGUGGCCAUGGUAGUGGACCGCCUCUUCCUAUGGACCUUCAUCAUCUUCACAAGCGUUGGAACCCUCGUCAUCUUUCUGGACGCCACAUACCACUUGCCCCCUGCUGACCCUUUUCCUUGAGGCUGGGAGGAGGGUGGACAGAUCCUUGGCCAGGUGAAUUGAGAGUUUGGCAGUGCUGUCAAGCCCUAUACCUUUCUGCAUCUUAACUCCAUCACUAGAGUCCAGUUCUCUCAUCAUUUCGUUUCUAAGGAGGGAGCCUAAAUGGGACUAGGCAUUUGGGGGGACUUGGGCCCACCUGAAAUGCACUGUUUAUUUACUCUUUAGCUUCUUGAGGAAGCUCCAUUGGAUGUUAACACCUAUGCUGGCACUGAAUGAAACAAACAACAAGAACUAGACUGUAUACCUUCUUAGGGCAGGAACUCUGUCUUGUUCACUGUAAUAUCCCUGGCACCUAGCACAGAUCCUAACCUAUAUAACAGGUACCUCUGGUUGAAUGAAUAGGGAAAUUUUUUUUCUGUGAGGAAAUACACUAAGUAGUAGUGCUGAUGUUUGCAUGUUGGGACUAGUGGUCAUUUUUUGUUUUUGCCUUUCUGCAGUUUAUCAUAUUUUAUAAUAUGUAUUAUCUUUAGGAUUAAAAAAAUGGUUAUUUCUAAAAAGAUGCAUUUGUAAUGAGGAUAAAAAGCACACUUUUAAAACUUCAAGUUCCAGCUUUGGUGCUCAAACUUUGGACAGCUACUAAACUGUUCUGUGCCUCAAUUUCCCCAUCUGUAAAAUGAAGCUAAUAUUAAUAGUAUUUAGAAUCUGCCCCCUAGACUGAGCAUCAUAUAAGAAGAGAAAACAUUAUACAAUAUACAUCAGAGUUACACAGUGAAAUGUUUUGUUUGGCCCAUGUUGUUGGCCAAAAUUUAAAAUCUGAUUUGCUACUUUUAAAAUGUAAAAAAAAAAAAAAAAAAGACUCUCCUUUGGGAUCGGCCGGCCUUCACGCCUCAAGGGUGUACUAGCCUUUGUUGACCAAAUAAAACUCUGAGCUGUAAAAAAAAUAAUAAAUAAAUAAAAAUGUGGACAUUUCAGAGAAAUUUG